Molecule: messenger RNA, 1319 nt
Organism: Nerophis lumbriciformis (worm pipefish)
Lineage: Eukaryota; Metazoa; Chordata; Actinopteri; Syngnathiformes; Syngnathidae
Product: homeobox protein SEBOX-like
Molecular function (GO): DNA binding
Source: RefSeq, a predicted model, not a curated record
AGCGAUCAUGGCAUUGUUCAUUGAUGAAGAUUUCACUUUACUCAAGCAGGACCAGCAGACUGCUGUGGUGGAUCUAAAAGUUAUUUUUGGGGAACCGGACCCUUCUAAAGAAGCAGCGGUUGAAAUGUUUUUUUAUGAAAAUCUUGCAAAAUUUUAAAGAUGUGCGCAGUGAGAGCGGCCUCUCCUUCCCAGAUCCAGACUGGGUUGCUAGCGGGGCAGUGGAGGGUCCCAGGAAAAGGAAGCGCACGAUUUUCAGCCGAGCUCAGCUGUCCGAGCUGGAGCAGGCUUUCGCCGUGACCCCUUACCCAGACAUCACCUUGAGGGAGAGGCUGGCCGCACACACACACCUGCCUGAGAGCAAGAUACAGGUGUGGUUUCAAAACCGAAGAGCCAGAAGUAUCAAAACUGGGAGACUGCCCAAAUCUACGAAACAUGUUCUUGGAAGUAGAGGUCUUGCAGAGCCCAGCUCUGGACUGGUGACCUCGGCAUUCCCUACCUCGACAUAUUUGGCAGACAUGUUCAGACCAGAUCAAGGGCUUUGUGAAGAUAUCCCACAGUUCUACUCUGACUGGAUCCAAAUCUACAAUAACCAUACCCCGUCUCAAUCGUCCCUGCAUCAGCAGUCCAUCCUCAGCACCUCGAAGCGUUCAGAGUCCCGUCUCUGGGAGGGGGAGCGCCAACAGCGGGAGAAACUGUCCACUUUCCUACCCGGUUCAUUUUCUCAGCCCAUCACCAGGCAACCGCAGGUGUCCAGCCACUCCUACCAGCCACACAGGAACCUCAAGACUCAGAGCCUAGCUCCGUCUGGGGCUCAUCAGGCUGUGUGUGGGGGAGGAGUCUCUGUGGACCAGGUGGUUCCUUCUCAGUCCAUGUACUGGGAGGUAAAUCAAGGACAGGGACAUCACCACCUCCAUCAUCAUCAUCAUCACGCACAAAUGGGACCACAGACAUCAAUGGGCUACAUCUCAGACCUGAUCUAUAAUGCUGCUAUUGUGACCAACUUCCUGGAGUUCUGAAGAAAGGAAGAACUGUAAAAAAAAUUCUAGCUGUACCAACACCAACUUCCGUCUAUUUAGUUUAGUCUACUUAUCCUGUUCAAGGACCAUGGAGUUGGAGCCUAUCCCAGUUGAUUUUACGCGAAAGGUGGAUUAUGGACUUUAACUCCUCCUACCUGUUUAAUGAGAAAAUACAUUGCAUUUGCAAUUUUUGGUCUUGUGUUUGUAUGAUCCUUCAACUAAAUGUAGUUUGAUUUUAUUGUCACGUCAGAUUUGUAAUCAAUUUAACUGAAACUGUACCGUGCACAAAAUAAAUCGUGAAAA